Molecule: messenger RNA, 684 nt
Organism: Coccomyxa subellipsoidea C-169
Lineage: Eukaryota; Viridiplantae; Chlorophyta; Trebouxiophyceae; Coccomyxaceae
Exons: 5
Coding region: 165-608 (147 amino acids)
Source: RefSeq, a predicted model, not a curated record
AAAGCUCUCUUCUACAGGCAAACGCUGCCGAAGACCCCCAGACUCAACUUAGAAAGGGCCUGCUACAUGGGCCAGUUCGCUUUCUGAGGGACCGCCAAAGAUCAAACGCUGGGAAAUUCAUACUUUCCCCAAUAAAGGCUUCAAAACAGCGACUUGAGACCGCCAUGAAGGCUCUGGAAGCUCAGAAUGUGUACAAUCCUGAUCCCUUGAUAUACAAAACUGCCCUUUCAAUGGUUCGGAGUGCGAGUCUCAACUGUUACAUCUUCCCGGCGUCAGAAGGAGACACGUUAGAAACGAAGAUGUCGCUCCUACAGGGUCAGCUCGGCAUUGGUGAUGCAUGCACAUACAGGCUGAUUGAGAAGAAUGUUGUGUCCCUCCUGCCACCAACAAAGGAUGAGCUUCGAAAAGAUGCUGCCAACGCCCUCACAGACUUGAUCAGGUCAUACAGGCAUCUGGAUGAUGUUCUGGACAGAGCAUAUGGCGGAGAUGUUUUUGCAGCUGAGGAUGCCCUCACCUCCUUGCAAUAUACGAUGGCUUCGACGGCUUCAUUCCAGAAGGUCAUCGAGCGCUGUCUUGAAUUGGACUCAAAAGGGACAGUUAUCGGCUAGUUCGGUUGUCCAUCCGUGUUGUCAUUGCGUGCUGCCAACCAACACACGAUAGCCAUGUAAUCUUACAACAGUUAUC